This is a messenger RNA of Mycotypha africana, 687 nucleotides long. Its product is annotated as ribosomal RNA large subunit methyltransferase J. Bases 1 to 687 code for a protein of 228 amino acids. NCBI's taxonomy places the organism in Eukaryota, Fungi, Mucoromycota, Mucoromycetes, Mucorales, Mycotyphaceae. Gene Ontology annotation, molecular function: rRNA (uridine-2'-O-ribose)-methyltransferase activity. Gene Ontology annotation, biological process: RNA methylation. Gene Ontology annotation, cellular component: mitochondrion. The record is from RefSeq and is a predicted model, not a curated record. The transcript is spliced from 2 exons.
AUGACCAUUGCUCUUCCAUUCCGACGAUUGUACUCUUCGAAGGUCUGGUUAGCAAGACAAGCAAAAGACCCUUAUGUGAAGCUAGCCAAAGAGAGCAACUUUCGAGCACGAAGCAGUUUUAAAUUGAUACAGAUUGAUAAAAAGUAUAGCAUUUUUCAGAAAAAUGAUAUCGUAGUUGAUUGCGGGGCAGCACCAGGCGGUUGGACACAAGUAGCAGCUCGCAAAGUGGGAAGGCAAGGGCUUGUUGUUGGUAUCGAUUUAUUGCCGGUUGAACCCUUUUCUACGAAAGAUCAGAAUAUCCAAUUGAUCGAAGGAAACUUUAUGACAACUAAAACACAGAAGAAAAUUAAAGAUAUGCUAAAUGGACAAUAUGUGAAUGUCGUCCUAACCGACAUGGCACCCAAUUUUUCUGGAAAUCAUUUGAGAGAUCAUGCACGCUCUAUAGAGUUAUGUGAAUCGGUUCUUACGUUCGCAAAGGCGAACCUGUUACCGGGCGGGCAUUUUAUUGCGAAGUUUUUGGCUGGAGGCACAGAGGGCGAAUUCAAACGAAAACUACAGUCAGAGUUUCAAAAAGUCAUGUAUGUAAAGCCUGAUGCUUCAAGAAAGCAAUCAUCUGAAGGAUAUUAUGUUGCAAUGGACUUCAAACCAUCUGCUACUAAAACUGAAAGCAAUGAAAAUGAUGAAUAA